Sclerotinia sclerotiorum 1980 UF-70 is the source of this 1050-nucleotide messenger RNA. RefSeq lists its product with no specific name. Bases 1 to 1050 code for a protein of 349 amino acids. Gene Ontology annotation, molecular function: ubiquitin protein ligase activity; zinc ion binding. The transcript has a single exon. Gene Ontology annotation, biological process: protein ubiquitination. Lineage: Eukaryota; Fungi; Ascomycota; Leotiomycetes; Helotiales; Sclerotiniaceae. The record is from RefSeq and is a predicted model, not a curated record.
AUGGCACCAAAAUUAACACGAGUGAGUGUCGCUUCUAUCCCAGUGGAUCAACGCACAUGCUCCAUUUGUCAAGAUACUAUUGGUGGCAGUGAAGGCGGAGAACCAGUCAAAACAGAAUGCAACCACUAUUUUGAUCGUAACUGUAUCGAACACUGGCUUGAUGGAGAUAAGACAACCUGUCCCGUCUGUCGCAAGGAAAUUCGCAAUACAGGAGGUGGUGGCUUGCGUGAUCGUCUCAGAAACAUCAACAGGGGUGCUCGUCUUGCUAGAGAAAGAGCCAUCGAAGAAAGAGAACAGAUGCAACAAGCUCAAGCAGAUUAUGGUGGCGCUAACGAUUAUCCUAUUUCUAAUGCUAGUGCUUCCGAUGAUGAGCACCCUACAUGGGUGGAGUAUGAACCAAUGCCUCCAUCUUCGCCUGGAAACUUCAAUACUCCAAGACCACCACGAAGAAACGAUCCACCACCACGAAGAAACCAUUCCCCACCAAGGCAACGUUACCAGGAAUCCCGACCUUCCACCUUAGACGUCGACUUGGAACGCGCAGUCAGAAACUACACUUCCACACUCAACUUCAUCCAGCGCGCCGACCAGAACAUCAUGACGCAAGCCAAACGCUCUAAUUACGCCAACGAAAGACAUCACGCGGCCGAACGCCGAAUCCAAGCCGCUUUCACACAACUCCAAGUAUCAGCAGAAUCCCGAGAUGUCUAUGCUAUAGAACAUGCGCUCGCGCUGCAAGAUUCCGCAACCUCCUUAUUGAAUGAUGCGUAUGCCGUACUAGAGAGGGAAGGUUCACAUCUUGCGGAAAUGAUUGAGCAGAGACAAGUUGGGGAUGAGAGGUUAAUGCGUGCGAGAGAGGAGUUUGCAAGAGUGAGAGAUCGCUAUGUGAUGAGUGUUAGGAAGGUGUUGGGUGUAGGUCGUGGGGGGAGAGAAGGAAGAAAGAUACUAAGAGGGGAUUUGGGAAUGAGACUAGAGGACUAUAGAAAUGAGUAUGAGAAUGAGGAUGAUGAUGAGGCGUGGGAACCUUAUGAUCCUGCCGCUUGGCAGUGA